Molecule: messenger RNA, 1379 nt
Organism: Vigna angularis (adzuki bean)
Lineage: Eukaryota; Viridiplantae; Streptophyta; Magnoliopsida; Fabales; Fabaceae
Exons: 6
Coding region: 168-896 (242 amino acids)
Source: RefSeq, a predicted model, not a curated record
GGAGUUUGAACGAAAGAACUUGUGAAGGAAAAUCCAAGGCUCUUGCUACUCAACUUGAACAUGAGUCAUGAAACUCAAUAAAAAUAUCAUCUACAAGCCUCUAAUUUCAUCAUGUCUACAACUUUUCUAAGUCCAUCACAUUACAUUUCCUUUCCCUUAUCUUUCCCAUGACCACACUUGUGCAAUUCUCUAUCAAAUGUUCGCUCUUGAAGCCCAAGUUCUUCCAUGAUGGCAUAUACAAGAGACCCACUUUCCCUUUCUCUCGGAUGGAAGCAAAGGUUGGCUCUUUUAGUGGGAAUAGCUUGAAACUGAGAGAGGGCAGGGAGAACUUGUGCUUUUUGGGAAGCGCAGUGUUUCAAAAUGGGGUUUUGUUGAAAGAUAAGGGUUCCAAGAGGGAAAAGAGAAUGGUGGCGGUGAGGAAUAAUCAGGGGUUUGGCUUCAACGGUGGUGGUGGUGGAAGAGAUGAUGGUGCCACCGCUCGGCUUUUGGGAAAUAUUGCUUUAGCUGUUGGGCUGACUUACCUUUCUGUGACUGGACAACUUGGUUGGAUUUUGGAUGCUAUUGUCUCCAUUUGGCUCAUUGCGGUGCUAAUACCAAUAGUAGGUGUCGGUGCUUUCCUCUGGUGGGCAGGACGAGAUAUAAUGCAAGGCACUUGUCCAAAUUGUGGAAAUGAUUUUCAGGUUUUCAAAUCUUCUCUGAAUGAUGAUUUGCAGUUGUGCCCUUUCUGCGGUCAACCUUUUUCUGUUGUUGAAAAUGAGUUUGUGAAGGAAUCAGUGAAGUUUUCAAACCAAUCUACAACAUUUGGACAAGCAUUCAAUAAUUUCACCCGUUCUAAAAAUGAAAAAGAUUCUGGUAGAGCAAUUGAUGUUGAAGCUGAAAUUAAAGAUGUAGACUGAGUCUUUCACAGCUACAACAUGUUGGUAGGUGUGAAGUAAUUAGCAAAUUUAGAGUUGAACACAGUUAAGCCUGUCAAUUUUUUUGAAGACAUUAAAUGCAUUUACUACUUUCUUUAUAAAGUAGUACAAGAUUUGAUGGAGGAACAUUACUUUUUAGAUGUUUCUUUUGCAUGGUGUCCACCUAUAGUAAUUUUCUGAAACUGGCAUUGCAUUUUCAGGUGACUAGGUUGAACACAAAUCUUAAUUGGUUAAAGAACAGGCUUUGGCUUGUAUUUUCCAUUUUACUGAAGACACAAUGAAUGACACACAGUGAAUAGAGAAGAGUGUGUUGAGCAGAGUAACAUUGCAAUUGUAAUAUAAGUUUUGACAGUAAUGUUUCUCAGGUCACACUUGUAUUAUUUGGUGUACCAGAAUGCUGCUUCCUUUUUCUUUUCAUUGUUGUUACAUAAAAUGAUUAGGGGAAAUAAAGAUGCUUCGAUUCAA